UACACACACACACACACACACACAAACUCACCCCCUCAACGCAUGCAUUCUCGUUAGACCCUCUUCCUCUUCUUCCGUCUUUUCCGCUUUUCCGGCCGUGCCACCAUGCCGAACCUCGACGUCAGCGAGCUCAACAUUGUCAUCGCCGUUCUCGGCGCUUUCAUUGUUUGCUAUGGGUUCAUUUCUGUCAAGAUCAAGCAGGUGUGGUAUCUUGGUGAGGCAUUGCCCGCCGUCAUGGUCGGUAUCAUUCUGGGCCCGAUAGCUGCGAGGUUUCUCGAUGCAGAGAAAUGGGGUUCUGCUGCUCAGGGGCAGCAAGAGGCCAUCACACUGGGUCUCUGCCGCAUUGUCAUCGGUGUCCAACUAGUCAUCGCGGGCUUUCAGCUUCCCGCCAAGUAUCAGCAGACCCGAUGGAAGGAGAUGGCAAUUUGUCUUCUUCCCGUCAUGACCGUCAUGUGGAUCUGCACAAGUCUGUGCAUUUUGGUCACUGUUCCUAAGCUGUCAUUCCUGGCUGCGCUCGUCAUUGGAUCAUGCGUCACCUGCACGGAUCCCAUUUUGUCUCAGGCCGUCGCCAAGGGUCCCUUUGCCGACAAAUUCGUCCCUCGUGCGCUGCGAGAGAUCAUCUCAUCCGAAGCAGGUGCCAACGAUGGUUUUGGCUUCCCCUUCCUUCUGCUAGCCACUUACCUGAUCCGCCAUGCUGACCUCGAAGGCGUCAAGUUCAAGGAGGGCUUUACCGAGGGCGCCAAGGAGAUUGCCUAUCGCGCAGUGCACAUGCUCUCCAAGCGUGAGGAAGGCGUUGGCCGUCUUGGAGGAGGCGUCCCCACGGCCAUGGAGCAGUGGAUCGUCGAGGGAUGGCUGUACAUCAUCGUCAUGUCGAUUGUCAUUGGUGCGCUGCUUGGCGCCGUCAGCAUGCUCGCCAUCAGGUUCGGCCUUCGCAAGAAGUGGAUUGACUCGGAGAGUCUUCUGCUCUGGCCCAUGGCGCUUGGUCUCUUCAUCAUUGGCGUCUGCGGUAUUCUCGGCACUGACGAUCUCCUUGCUUGCUUUGUCGCGGGUAACGUUAUGAACUGGGACGGCCUCUACCUCGAGGAGACUGAGAAGCGCCACGAUGAAGUCAACAGCUGUUUCGACGUCAUCCUCAACUUUGGUGGCUUCAUGUACAUUGGUACCAUUAUCCCCUGGGGAGAGUUCCAGCUUCCCGAUGUUACUGGCAUCACUGUUGGCAGGCUCCUGAUCCUCGGCUUCCUUGUUCUUAUCUUCCGCCGCAUCCCCGCCAUCUUCAUGAUGUACAAGAUUAUGCCCGAUGUAUGCAAGGACUGGAAGGAGGCGCUGUUCAUGGGCUACUUUGGACCCAUUGGUAUCGGAGCCGUCUUCUAUGUUGAGCACACUCGUCACCUGUUCCCCAAGCCUGGCGAAGCCAGCACUGAAGAGGAAGAGAACCUUGUGGCAGCCAUGAUCCCGGUCGUCUACUUCCUCGUCAUCUUCUCCAUUGUGGUUCACGGACUCUCCAUCCCCGCCCUCGAUGCCUUUUACGCUUACAAGAAGAUCCCACCCAUCUCGGAGUCAGAGCCGGCCGAGAUUCGCUCGCUCUCGGUGCAUGAGGCGCUGCCCAACAACGCGCGCAUGGACUCGAAGCGCAACUCUGUCUUUGUGCACAACCGUUUCUCAAGGCCCGUGUCUACGAGCGUCGGACCGGAGCUAUACCGAUGGAACAACCAGGUGCGCGACAGCGAUGCCACGUUCCGGUCAGCAUCGCAACCGACGGAUAUUGACUACGCGUCCAAGCUCCAAAGCAUUCGAUUUGCCGAGGACUAUGCACACGAAAAGGCCAACCUGGGUCGUUAAGACGAUCACUUGCCCCGAGAGCGGAGGGGUACGUGUGUGUACGUGUGUAUGUGUGUGUGGGGAGGACGGAUGAUUGGCCCAGGCCCAUAUUCGGUUGGGUGCUGUGUCUGUGGAAGGAGGCCCAGGGGCUCGUUUCACGGCAUUGCGCGCAGGGGCGUCGAAUGGGCAUAUCCAUUCCUUUUUGUAGAGGUGUAUGAUUAGCACGGAUGCAUGGGCUUUCUUUCUUUGUCAUGCCCAUGUCCAUCAUUACCAUCAUAGUGGUCACUAUGGAUUACGCGUUAUGUCACUCGUUUUAGACG
Molecule: messenger RNA, 2138 nt
Organism: Exserohilum turcica Et28A
Lineage: Eukaryota; Fungi; Ascomycota; Dothideomycetes; Pleosporales; Pleosporaceae
Exons: 5
Coding region: 106-1839 (577 amino acids)
Biological process (GO): sodium ion export across plasma membrane; regulation of membrane potential; proton export across plasma membrane
Cellular component (GO): plasma membrane
Molecular function (GO): sodium:proton antiporter activity
Source: RefSeq, a predicted model, not a curated record